AUGGCCAACCCCGCCCCCAAGCACCACUUCGAUACCCUCCAGGUCCACGCCGGCCAGUCCCCAGGUAACCCUCAUAACCCUGUUGAAGACGAGUUCCAUGACUCUCAUUCGGCUACCAACGCCAGAGCCGUCCCUAUCUACGCCUCGUCCUCGUUCGUCUUCAACAGCUCCGAGCACGGUGCCAACCUCUUUGCCUUGAAGGAGGCCGGUAACAUCUACUCCAGACUCGGAAACCCCACGUCGGAUGUGUUUGAGCAGCGCAUUGCCGCCCUCGAAGGCGGAAUCGGCGCCGUCUCCACCUCUUCCGGCCAAGCCGCUCAGUUCUUGGCUAUCGCCACCCUGGCCCAAGCCGGUGACAACAUCAUUGCUUCCUCCCACUUGUACGGCGGCACCUACAACCAGUUCAAGGUCCUCCUCCCUCGUCUGGGAAUCAAGGUCAAGUUCACCGAAUCUGAUGAGCCCGAGGCCUUUGCCAAGCUGAUCGACGCCAACACCAAGGCUGUUUUCCUCGAGUCCAUUUCCAACCCCAAGUACAUCGUCGCCGAUAUUGAUGCCAUUGCCAAGGUUGCCCAUGAUGCCGGUGUGCCCCUGAUUGUUGACAACACUUUCGGUGCUGGUGGAUAUUUGAUCCGUCCCUUUGAGCAUGGUGCUGAUAUUGUCGUCCAUUCGGCAACCAAGUGGAUUGGUGGACAUGGUACCACUGUUGGAGGCGUUAUUGUUGACAGCGGAAACUUUAACUGGGGCAAUGGGCGGUUCCCUGACUUCACGGAGCCCUCGGAGGGAUACCAUGGAUUGAAGUACUGGGAUACCUUCGGCAAGUCGUCGUUUAUCGUCAAGACCCGUAUUGAAGGACUCCGUGAUUUUGGUGCCUCGCCCAACCCCUUUGCCAGUUUCUUGCUCCUCCAGGGAUUGGAGACCCUCUCCCUUCGUGUCCAACGCUCAGUCGACAGCGCCCUGGCCUUGGCCCAACACCUCGAGAACCACGCCGGUGUCGCAUGGGUCUCCUACCCCGGUCUUGCCUCGCAUCCCUCCCACGCUCACGCCAAGAAGAUCCUCAACCAUGGUUUUGGCGCUGUCUUGUCCUUCGGUAUCAAGGGUGGUGCCAAGGCUGGAUCAGACUUUGUCAACUCUGUCAAGUUGGCCUCGCAUCUGGCUAAUGUUGGAGAUGCCAAGACGUUGGUGAUUUCCCCUGCUGCUACCACUCAUCAGCAGUUGACGGAUGAGGAGCAGGUGUCUGCCGGUGUUACUAAGGAUCUCAUCAGAGUCUCGGUUGGUAUUGAGCACAUUGACGAUAUCAAGGCCGAUUUUGACCAGGCCAUCGCUGCUGCUCUCGCGAAGGCUUAA
Messenger RNA from Linnemannia hyalina, 1344 nucleotides. NCBI's taxonomy places the organism in Eukaryota, Fungi, Mortierellomycota, Mortierellomycetes, Mortierellales, Mortierellaceae. The record is from the annotation of a GenBank genome assembly.